Microdochium trichocladiopsis is the source of this 1355-nucleotide messenger RNA. RefSeq lists its product as uncharacterized. The transcript has a single exon. The record is from RefSeq and is a predicted model, not a curated record. Lineage: Eukaryota; Fungi; Ascomycota; Sordariomycetes; Xylariales; Microdochiaceae. The coding region runs from base 351 to 878 and encodes 175 amino acids.
GCGAGUUGCCCGAAAACAUGCAUGGUCCAUGACCAUUUUGGUGCUACCCAUUCAAAUCAUGGAAAAGACGACCGCUCCCAGCGAACACUAUGGCGGCAGUGGUAGCCGAUCGUGCCCAGGUGUUGUUGGCCACGCCAGAGCCGGCGCCCUUCGACCGUGGUGUACGGGUGGACGAUAAUGCGUAUGGCCGGCGGUGGCGUGAGUCGCGGGGUGGGCGCCUCACUACGUCGUUCUUGGCCACGCCGAAGGCCUCGGCUCGCCGGGCUCUAUUCGUCGCGAACUCGUCUAUAUCUAUCUAAAGCUCUUCGUUCUUCCUCGGCAGUUCCGACUGUUGCUGGUCCACUUCCGCAAUGUCCUCGACCAGCUUAAAGCAGUCGUCCGCCUGGUUCGACCGCUCCGACUCCGGCUUACGGUAUACCUCAUUCAGCUUCUGGCAGCUUUCCAUCAGCCUACGGCGUUACUUGUCUACCUCCCAGCCUACGUCCGCCGGCCCGGACCGCUCCUCGGUCGUGUUCCACUGCUCCAGCCAGGCCGGUGACUUUUCGGAGAUAGGCCCAGUUACCAACCCCAUCAAAUACAGGCGCGAGAUAUCGGGCCUCUCGAUAAGGGGCUGCGGCCGUAGGGCGUCGGCUUUUUCAGUAUCGAGACUAUCGCGGCCUAGCAGGGCGCUGCUCUGGGACACCGGUCAACCCCGCCGGGGGGGGAGGUGGGGGGGGGAGCGGGUCCUGGUUGUGCGACGUAUCUGUGGGUGGCGCUCUGGGCCGGCUCUAGUGGCCUCACCUUGGCCGGCUCGCUGGCGGUGUAAGAGCUUUUGGGUCUCCAUCUGUAAAGGCGUGGACGAACGACGGGUGGGCCACCGAAGGCGGGUUUGUCCGUAGGCAACAGGCAAAAACACAGGAACAAAUGGAGCAGCCACAAAGAUGUGGACAACGGCCGAGACUGAACACAGACCCGAGAGAAGCUGGUCAGAGCCUGGCCAGCAAUGUAGGCCAUUCAUACGUGGACAUGUGUGUUGGCGAGGCCCAGCGAUGAUGGAGCCCGCCGCACCAGCAAGGAUCUUGUCGCGAAGGACGGCGUACAGUUUGAGGCAUGUCUGUGUUCAUUGAUCUGUCCUGGCGGUCUUGAGGCCGAAGCUACUGUUAUGUACACAGAUGGAAGUGGCAAAUAUGCUAGGCUGCAGAGACUAGAGUGCUGCCUAAUGGAUCAUUCAGAUACCCAAGUCGAGGUGCAGCGGCGUUGAGUGUCCCGUGUUACGUGACAAAUCUCGUUCAGACAAGCCUGUGUACCAAUUUGUAUCAAGAAUAGCGGCAUGAUAUGUAAGAUGAGGGCUCUGUCACGUAGGACGGCUAACGGUG